AUGCUGGGCCCUAGCCCUGGGCCCUCGCCGGGCUCCGCCCACAGCAUGAUGGGGCCCAGCCCGGGGCCUCCCUCGGCAGGACACCCCAUCCCAACCCAGGGGCCCGGAGGAUACCCUCAGGACAACAUGCACCAGAUGCACAAGCUGGCACCCUUUUCUGAGCCAUCUCCCAUCUCCGCACCCGUGGCUGCCUCCCCCAUGGGAUGGAUUCUCCGGAGACUACCGCUGCAGGCUCGCAUCGCACACCGAAUCCAGGAACUUGAAAACCUUCCCGGGUCCCUGGCCGGGGAUUUGCGAACCAAAGCGACCAUUGAGCUCAAGGCCCUCAGGCUGCUGAACUUCCAGAGGCAGCUGCGGCAGGAGGUGGUGGUGUGCAUGCGGAGGGACACGGCCCUGGAGACAGCCCUCAAUGCCAAGGCCUACAAGCGCAGCAAGCGGCAGUCCCUGCGCGAGGCCCGCAUCACCGAGAAGCUGGAGAAGCAGCAGAAGAUUGAGCAGGAGCGCAAACGGCGGCAGAAGCACCAGGAAUACCUCAACAGCAUCCUUCAGCACGCUAAGGAUUUCAAAGAGUAUCACAGAUCCGUCACGGGAAAAAUCCAGAAACUCACGAAGGCGGUGGCCACGUACCAUGCCAACACGGAGCGGGAGCAGAAGAAGGAGAAUGAAAGAAUCGAGAAAGAGAGAAUGCGGAGGCUCAUGGCUGAGGACGAGGAGGGCUACCGCAAGCUCAUCGACCAGAAGAAGGACAAGCGCCUGGCCUACCUCCUGCAGCAGACGGACGAGUAUGUGGCCAACCUCACGGAACUGGUGCGCCAGCACAAGGCUGCCCAGGUUGCCAAGGAGAAAAAGAAGAAAAAGAAAAAGAAGAAGGCAGAAAGCGCAGAAGGCCAGACGCCUGCGAUCGGACCCGAUGGUGAGGUGAGGAGCCGGGGUGUUAUUUUGGUGGAAAU
Messenger RNA from Manis javanica (Malayan pangolin), 950 nucleotides. Lineage: Eukaryota; Metazoa; Chordata; Mammalia; Pholidota; Manidae. The record is from RefSeq and is a predicted model, not a curated record.